Molecule: messenger RNA, 216 nt
Organism: Penicillium verrucosum
Lineage: Eukaryota; Fungi; Ascomycota; Eurotiomycetes; Eurotiales; Aspergillaceae
Exons: 2
Coding region: 1-216 (71 amino acids)
Source: RefSeq, a predicted model, not a curated record
AUGGUGGGAUCCCAAACGGACAAGUACAUACUGCCCUUCCUUUGGGAGCCAUGGAUACUCUUUGGCUGGGCACAUUAUCCCUCAGGGAUCAAGGUAUCUCAGGUAACUUCUGGGUAUGAGCCGGUGUUCGUUCUUGCGUCGGUGGUGAAUCCAAUGUCUCCCAGGCAUCAGAUUCAUCUUCGGCGUGGGUUCGUUCUGAGAUUAUACGGCCUUUAA